AUGUGUGUUGAGCUGGGGAAAAGGUCUCCGAUUGUCACCAAGGUUGAACCUGUGCGUCGACUUUCAGGAGACAUCUAUCAUGCGUGUCCACUUUUUGUCAUGAGUACACCGCACUGACAAUGUACAUGUAGAUUCUCCGACAGCAGUUUGUUGUUGAUGGCGGGAAUACUAUGAGUUUCUGUGCGGGUUUUGGCUACUUUCCCCCCGUCACAGUUUUCCCUACGUCGGCGUGGAUGUGAUGCCAGGGCUACCGUUCGAAGCUCGCAGAAGACCCAUGCUGGGCUCAGCUGCGCACGCCGCAUUAAGUGACAGCUCUUAGUCUAUAGUAGUGUGACACCGUGGGAUAAUCUCUGACAGGAAAAAGAAGGCGAUUUGGGUCCACCAAAAUACUGCAGUUUGACCGAUAACAGAACUCCGGGCCCUUUAUGGCCUACGAGGAGGGGCUCAGCCCGGAUUCCAUCCGCCGGCUGUUCGUGGCCUGCGAUCUGGACGGCAACGGCUACAUCGAGCGCCACGAACUGGCGGUGGUGUGCCACGAGCUGGACCCAGACCAACUGCAGAAAGUUUUCGAGGCCUUGGAUCGGGAUGGCGACGGCCGCAUCAGCCUGGUGGACUUCUCGGCCGGCUUCGACAGCGUGGGCGACACCCUGCUGGCGCUGAGCCGCCGCAGGCGGCGCCAGCAGCUCAUGAAUAGCGCCAUCAGCGAGGAGUUGGAGGAAUUUCUGGGGAGGCUUGGCAGUGAUUUUGAUCUCAUUUCAUCCCAGGAGCAGGUCUGCGAGCUCUAUCAGCAGCUCCACGCCGCUGACCUGCCGCAGUGCCUCAGCCAGUUUGAGAACAUCAUCUGCGAGACCAUCAAGGACAUCAAACAGCAGCAGUCGGAAACGGACAGGCUGGAGAAGUCGCUGAAGAGAGCCAACGACUCUCACUCCAGCCACCUGCGGCACCUGGAGACUGAGAUGGAGGCCCAGGUGGCUAAGGUGGAGCAGCGGGUCCGGCAGGAAGAGCAGGAGGCGGCCCAGGUAGAGAGGGAGGAGCUCAAGAGGAGGAUGGAGGCCGAGAUCACCGAGCUGCAGAACAACCUCAGCCGAUUCCACUCGUUCGAGAAACGGUGGCAGAUGAGGGAGAAGCCCAAGGACGAGACCCUGAAGAAGAGGCUGGACGAACUGCAGCAUGAGAAUCGGCAGCUCAAGAGCGGCCUGACCGAGUCUCAGACCAACCUGGCCCUCGCCCGCAGCGAGUUGGCGGCCUUCAAGUCGGAAUACGACGAGUGCCUGGACAGCGACAAACAUUUGUUGAACGAGUACAUGUUCGACCAUGACAGCUUAGCGAGACAAGUACUGCAGCUGCAGGAAGCAAACAGACGGUUACAGGACACAAACGACGACUUGAGGGCUAGUCUAGAGAGCAUAAAACGGAGUUCGCGCUCGCUGACACCAACCAAGCAGAAGAGGUUGUCGAUGGGGUCACUGGACUACUACGCCGAGGACUCGCCGGUGUUAAUGAGCUCCGUCACAGAUGCAUCAAGUGGCAGAAGGAGGCGGAGCUUCGUGUCCCAGGACUCGAUGGAAAGUGAGCCGUCCGUUGCAGGCUCGGCGUCGUCGACGAAGAGGCGGUUUGUGUACCACCAGACGGCCGACGGGGAGAGCUACCCGGAUGAAGUCGAUUCUGGGAACUCGACGUUACGAGACCCACUGGAGCUGGACUCUGAGCUGGAGGUCAACUGCGUAGAGGACGAACUGAGAAGGGCGACCUCUGUCGAGGAGAAUGCCAUCAAAGAAGCCAUCCUGGUGGGGGGGCAGAAGCAGGCUGCGAAUCAGGGCAAACCCCACAGAGUCGAAUCCAUCACCGACUCGGUGACGGCUUUCCAGAAAGGUGACGUCACGGUCGCCACGUCGUCAUCGGCGCAGGAGCCAAUGGCAGCGCAGAAAAACGAGAAGCUCCAGAGGAACCUGACGCCUCGCAACUCCGGCCGCAAGAGGGAGCUACCACAAGUACCCCUGAAGACUCAACCGACAAGACCGCAGACGGCACCAGAGCGCAUGUAUAAGAUUGUCCUGGCCGGUGAUGCGGCCGUGGGCAAGUCCAGCUUCAUCCUUCGCCUCUGCAAGGGCGUUUUCCAGAACAACCUCAACUCAACCUUAGGCGUCGACUUCCAGAUGAAAACCUUGGAGAUCGACGACAAGGUGACGUCACUGCAGCUGUGGGACACGGCCGGCCAGGAGCGCUUCCGCAGCAUCGCCAAGUCCUAUUUCCGACGUGCAGAUGGUGUCCUGCUACUCUACGACUGCACCUACGAGAGGUCCUUCAUCAAUGUCAGGGACUGGAUAGAGGCGAUCGAGGACGGCGCCCAGAAGCCGAUUCCAGUCAUGAUUUGCGCCAACAAGGUAGAUGCGCGCUCUUCGGCCCAGGCCGAGGGCAUCAGGUGUGUGCGCAUGGAAGACGGGCAGAGGCUUGCCAGGUCGUUCAGUGCGCUGUUCAUCGAGUGCAGCGCCAAGGACGGGACCAACAUCGAGGAGGCUGUCGCGGAUCUCACGAGGAAGCUGCAGCAGAGGGAGGACCAGGAGGUCAGCCAAAGCGGCCUGAGCUUGGAGAAAGACGCCCAGAAGAAGAGCGACUCCAAAUGCUGCAUGUAGCUAGGCAACCAGAUUUCCCAGGAUUCCCCGGGCGCCACACAAGAUCCGUCUGGGCUGUAAAUUUGUAAUUUAUGUAUUUUUUUUAAUCCCACAUUUAUUUUGAAUUUUUCCGUUAAUUGAAACGUUUUUACUGCCAUUACUUCCGUUAAUUGACCGUGCACUGUUUUCACUUUGUCUGAAUUUUAGAAAAAAACAAAACAAAAUUGUAUUUUACUGCACAUUUUAAAAUGGCGUAUUCAUUGAUCAGAGCCUUGUGGAUUUGUCUGCAGAACGAUCAAUUAUGCUUCAUUUUAAAUUAUUGAGUAUUUAAAGAUAAGAUCAGCAAAACGCCACGAUUUUGGCUAGCAUGAGUGAGAUAUCAACACAUUACUGACUGUUGGGACGAGCAGAGGACCUCUAAAGACAAGGCAAUGUAUGCAAUUUCCAACCAGAUUCACUUUGCUUGAGACUUCUUUCCCACUGUGUACGUGUAUUUGUAAAUACAAUAAAUAAUUUUAAGUAAACUGUUAUUUAUUUUCCGUUCUUUAGGCCUGGUGUAAAUACUCGACUCACUCGCAAGCCAUUAUUUUUGUAACGAUAGUUAUUAUCAAGUCUGUACAGUUUCGAAUGGAAUAUGUACAUAUCAGGGUGUGAAGGUUAGGUCUUCGUUGUAAAAAAAAUUAAUAGUUUUCUCCUGGUCGGCAUCGUUUGUGGUUUUCCAUCUUAUUUUGAAUUAAACUUUGUUUUUUUUGAUGUACAAGCUUAGAGUUCUAUUUUGAGGGUUUCACCUAACUUCGAAAUUGUGCGAUAUCACUUAAGUUGGAAGUUUAUUGGAAAAGAAAUCGUUUUGUACUUUUGAAGAGAACUGUUACCUCAGAAUUUACCCACGUCUUCUAAUUUGUAGAAAUAUUUUAAAUGUAUUCCAGACUCUUCCCAAAUACUUCCUUUUUUCAAAGUUUUACUUGUGUUCGUUUGGCAUUCAUUGCCGUGCCUUAAUUAUCCACAUUCUGUCUUCCAACUCGAACAUGAAAGGUGCUUUUGACAACGGUCCCGUGUCAGUUGGGUCUUCCAACAUGAUUCACCAUCAAGCAGUUCUUGAAAGUGUCCUUUGUUGUUCUAGUGUUAUUUUAGUUACCAACGUCUCCAUGUUUUGAUUUUUGUCAUACUUUUUUUUUCAUUAAUGCCGCCUUUCCUGUAUCCCGUUUGGACUUAUUGCAGACUUGGAUUAAUCAAACCAUUUCGGCUGAUCUUUGAAUUUCCUCCCGAGCCUCUGUACAUUAUUACUUUAAGUAAUGGCUGUUGUUGCUAGCCUUUUCAGUGAUGGGAAACUUUGAAACGCUUGGUGGCGACAAACAUACCCGUCCUUUUUAUUAGUUCUGAGCAUGCGCGCGUUAUUUUGAGCAUGCGUGCUUAGUGCUGAGCACGCGCAAUACCUUGAAAAAAGACCGGCAUGCCUGCUGUCACCGGCGUCUCAAAUUCUCGCAUCCUUAUGCGGAAAGAUAAUCGUGAUGUUAUAGUUAUGUAUUCCUUUGGCUGAAUUUCAGAAAUCCCGCUUGCAUAAUGAGUGAGAGGAGACAUCAGUACUGUGUCAGCAGAGUUAAAUGUAGCGCCAAGUGUUUAAAGUUCACUCAACCUUUCUUUCACGAAUCUAGUUAGACAGCUUGAUUGUAAAUAGUGCACCGUGCAAUACAUAAUUGUAAUGAUUAGCAAAAAUCUUACAAAUUUUGGCAAUUGCGGGCUGCGGUAAUAUUGGGUUACGGGAAUAAUUAUUCAGUGCUCGGGUCGCACUUAGUCUAUUCCUUUCGGUGACUUGUAUUAAAAUGACCGAGUUCGGUAUUCCAAAAAGGCAAGGUGUUUCGGGAACAAAGCGCGCGCGAGUUGCUGUAUGGCUGCGCUGAUAGGACGAACAGUCACUCGUACGCGCUGCUGUUUUCCAGAAUGACCUCGGACGCGUGUCGUUUGGGGCAUGCGCUGUUGGAAUACCGAACUGCCUCAUUACUGUUGUUAUUAAAAGAUCGAUCGAUCACACUGUAUCUUCUCAGUUUAACAUAAACAUCGCCAACAGGCUGCGACACUGUUCUUCCCUUCAAAGAGAGGUUAGCAGGGAAUUUAGGGCAUGCCCUCUUUACAGCCAUCCCAACCAUCGCGAAAAUUGGUCUAGAUUUAGUGCACAUGUACUUUAAGCCAGAUUCACCUUCACCUUUCAGCUUUUAUAGUAGAUGAAGCUGUAGACGAUACAUUUAUUUGCCCUCCUUUGUUCCCAUAAAGGUUUCUUUUGUGCAAUCAGAAAUUAAAGACUAGUUCAGUGAGUAAAGAGA
Molecule: messenger RNA, 4930 nt
Organism: Acanthaster planci (crown-of-thorns starfish)
Lineage: Eukaryota; Metazoa; Echinodermata; Asteroidea; Valvatida; Acanthasteridae
Product: ras and EF-hand domain-containing protein-like
Molecular function (GO): calcium ion binding; GTP binding; GTPase activity
Source: RefSeq, a predicted model, not a curated record